AUGUCUCUAGAUCAUCCUCUCAGCCAUCUAUUCCGUCGUCGGAGCUCGGACCCCGCAGAAAUCGUCCAACAGAAACGGGGUCGACGCAAGCGACAGGAUGAUGAACCACCACCACGUGCCCUCAUCCGGUGCUUUGCAGACUUUCAUACAAUCAGAGAAUACGAUAAAACUGACACAUGGGAGCAAGAUGUGUUCUUCUACUUCACAAAAACCGACGAGGUCUUCUGGAGCUGUACAAAAAGGCCAUUUCGGAGACUGGCCGGCUGGAAGGGCGCCCUGAAGCGCAUCCCCGACCACACGAUUUACCCCAGGGCCCCCAAAUCCGCGCACCUGACCAUCGCGCCCGAGGAUGCGGUAGCCAGCAACCCUGAAUUGUUCCACGUGAAGCGCCCCAACUUGUGGUUUUAUGAAGAGCAUCCCGACCUGCCCUGGCGUUGGCAGCUCCUCCUCGCCGAAACAUUCGUCUUGGAGGCCCUCGCCGGAUCCAAAGCCCAGCUGCCUGCUCACCCAAAUAUCAUCCGGUACCAUGGGUGCCGCGUGUACCGUGGAUACAUCACGGCCAUUGUCCUUGAGCGCCUAGAGUACGACCUGGAACAAUAUGUCAAAGAGGUCGGGUCUCGCAUGAUUGACAAGCAAAGCUUCCUCGCCAAGCUUAGGUCCGCAGUGGACUACAUGCACUCCCUCGGGCUUGCCCAUAAUGAUAUCAAACCGAAGAACAUCAUGGUCAGGGAGAUACCAGAUGGGCCGCCGGAGCCAGUGCUGGUUGACUUUGGGUCGUGUGCGCCGUUUGGUUGUCGAGUGUGGAACGGGGGUACCCCGGGGUGGUAUGAGGAGGAUUUCAACACGUCGGCCAAGACGCAUGAUACUUAUUCCUUAGGUAAGUUGGAAGAGUGGUUGGACAAUUUGGAGACUGCGGGCAGUAAGGAGGAAUCUUGA
Messenger RNA from Aspergillus calidoustus, 936 nucleotides. The record is from the annotation of a GenBank genome assembly. Lineage: Eukaryota; Fungi; Ascomycota; Eurotiomycetes; Eurotiales; Aspergillaceae.